GGGUGAAAAAAGUGUUGGUGAUACUGGGGUAGUUACGGAUACCAUAGUUACUGGCUUUAUUGAGAGAUUUAUUCUUCCCCAAAUCGAUACCCAAACACUUGCAAGCAGAGAAUUUCGUGGUCGUGUUAAAAAUCUUAUAGAAGUUCCGGACAAUAAAGCCAAAACAUUCUUAAUCGAUAUAAACGAAAUUGUCAAGAAUUUAGAAGCUGAGAAUGACACACUACUAAGAAAUUUAUUGUUUACAAUAUCUGGACUGCAUAAGUAUCCUUUGAGAGUUAGGCCGCGAUGCAAAUUAUACAUCGCAGGCGAGCCUUAUGUUUCAGCGAGACUCAAAUACGCGAUUAAUAAGGAGGAGGAAAUUGCGAUUAUUGUUGAG
Funneliformis mosseae is the source of this 376-nucleotide messenger RNA. Lineage: Eukaryota; Fungi; Glomeromycota; Glomeromycetes; Glomerales; Glomeraceae. The record is from the annotation of a GenBank genome assembly.